UCAGUAGCUAGUGGUGUAACUGCAAGUAGUUAGCUCGCUACAGCAAUGGCGGCUUCGUUGGGACUGAACCCUGAAUCUCUCUUCAGCUCCGCCUACGCCUACUCCUCCUCCUCCCCCUUCCUUGCCAAUCACUACGCGCCGCCCGCCGGCGACGGUGACAUCUGCGCCCAGUCGUUCAACCUCCACGACGAUCACCAGCAGCACUACCCCCGUUUCGAUGAUCAGUUCGAAAAUUCACCGCCAACGGCGCCACCACCUAUCACCUUCACCGGCGCCGGGGAAGACGAACAUCGCAGCAGCGAGAAAACCAUGGAGGAGAGGAUGAGCGCAGGGAGGAUCGGGUUCAGGACGAGGUCGGAGGCUGUGGAGAUCCUGGACGACGGGUUCAAGUGGAGGAAGUACGGGAAGAAGGCGGUGAAGAACAGCGCGAACCCGAGGAACUACUACCGGUGCUCGUCGGAGGGCUGUGGUGUAAAGAAGCGCGUUCAGAGGGACCAAGAAGACCCCCGCUACGUCGUCACCACCUACGACGGCGUCCACAACCACGCGACCCCUGGCGCCGCCGUGGCGGAGUAUUACUGCUACAGUCCGGCGCGCGGCAGCUCCGGCUCGCCGCCGGCAGCCUAUUCCGCCGCUGGCCCACUGUACUUCUGAUUUUGGGACAUGCUUGCUGGUUAAUUCCGUUCUGCUCCUCUCGUACAGUAGAAUCUAGCUAGAAAGCUCUGAACUUUUGGUUCGAGUUCCUGAUCUUGUAUACAUAAACAUGUACUGUACUAAUUAAUUUGCAGCCAGAGUGCUAAUUUGAUCCGAUAUUAUCAAGCAUGAACACGGGGGGAGGUCUUUGAAAUUCAA
This is a messenger RNA of Lolium rigidum, 852 nucleotides long. RefSeq names its product probable WRKY transcription factor 50. Bases 46 to 654 code for a protein of 202 amino acids. The record is from RefSeq and is a predicted model, not a curated record. Gene Ontology annotation, biological process: regulation of DNA-templated transcription. NCBI's taxonomy places the organism in Eukaryota, Viridiplantae, Streptophyta, Magnoliopsida, Poales, Poaceae. The transcript has a single exon. Gene Ontology annotation, molecular function: sequence-specific DNA binding; DNA-binding transcription factor activity.